Molecule: messenger RNA, 706 nt
Organism: Pisolithus orientalis
Lineage: Eukaryota; Fungi; Basidiomycota; Agaricomycetes; Boletales; Pisolithaceae
Exons: 4
Coding region: 158-556 (132 amino acids)
Cellular component (GO): cytosol
Molecular function (GO): NAD binding; hydroxypyruvate reductase [NAD(P)H] activity; glyoxylate reductase (NADPH) activity
Source: RefSeq, a predicted model, not a curated record
UCUACGUCAAUUCUCUUGGGGAGAGCGCUCCCUCGCCCACGGAACGAGGAAGAAGCCCAUCUCGUCAAGCUUAACGCGUGACCUUUGGGGCGAAUGCUUGGCAUCCUCGGCCUUGGUUGGAUCGAACACCGCCUCACCUAUCGUGCGCGCAUUCCCGAUGCGAGUGGUCUAUUACUCUCGUCACCGGCAUCGAAACGCACCGGAAUGGUGUGAGUACGUCGGAAGCAUGGACGAGCUGUGUGCGAUAUCAGGCGAGAAGCAAAUUAGGGCGAUGAAGAGGGGCAGUGUCAUAGUCAACGCCGCACAAGGUAAGGUUCUUGAUGAAGAGGCGGUUACCCGGGCGUUAGAAGACGGACAUUUAGGAUCGAUUGGACUGGACAUUUAUCCGAACGAACCACAUGUCAACCCUCGCCUGCUGGAGUUCCCGCGAAAUAUGUUGUUGCCGCACAUGGGUAUUACUCCGAGUCGCACACAAGAUACCGAGAAGAUGGAAAUGUGCGCUGAUGAAUUUGAAAGACUUCUUGGUGACGGGGAAUGGGAAAGAUUUAGUUCCUGAGCUACAGCUGUGACUGGUCCGGUCUGAUCUGAGCCUGCGUCUGCCGUCUGCCGUAUGAGGCCUACGUAUAGCUGGACCCGUGGAAUCACGUGAGAGGGUUCAUAAGCCGAAUUGUAUGGAGGCAGUGUGUGGCUACGAAGAGUAUGGUUC